Molecule: messenger RNA, 2289 nt
Organism: Lolium rigidum
Lineage: Eukaryota; Viridiplantae; Streptophyta; Magnoliopsida; Poales; Poaceae
Product: subtilisin-like protease SBT2.5
Exons: 8
Coding region: 1-2289 (762 amino acids)
Biological process (GO): proteolysis
Molecular function (GO): serine-type endopeptidase activity
Source: RefSeq, a predicted model, not a curated record
AUGGCGUUUCCUAAGCCAUCUCUAGUGUUCUGUUCUGUUCUUACUUUCCUGAGCUUAAACUGCGGUGUAUUUGCCAAGGUUUACAUGGUGGUGAUGGAGGAUGACCCAGUUGUUUCAUACAAGGCAAGCCGGAAGAAUGAAAUGAGAGGUGUGGAAGCUCAGAAGUACAAGGAAAUGGCAACAUCAAAGCAUGAUGUCUUCCUGGAAUCAUUUCUCCCUAUAGGGUCUUACAAGAAACUAUACAGUUAUACUCACCUGCUUAAUGGUUUUGCUGUUCAUGCAAAAUCUGAAAAGGCAGCUAGAAUUCUUAGUGGAGCAAAAGGAGUUAGACUAAUUCAAGAAGACAUCAAAAUGGCCAAGAUGACCACAUAUACUCCAAAAUACAUUGGAGCCAGUGGGGUAUGGCCACAGCUUGGUGGUGCUGAGAAUUCUGGUGAUGGAAUAGUCAUUGCCAUGAUUGAUACUGGCAUUGACCCCAAAAACCCAAGCUUUGGCAGCUUCUCAGACCAAGCAAAGUCACCACCGCCCAAUUUCAAAGGAAUGUGCCGAUCUGGUGAUAGAUUCCCUCCGGAAUCAUGCAAUGGUAAGAUAGUGGGAGCUAGAUGGUUCGCACGUGCUGGUCAAGCAACUGGAGAAUUCAAUGCUACACUUCACUACGCAUCACCUUAUGACCCUGAUGGCCAUGGCAGGCUUGCAAUCUACAAAGCUGCAUAUCCUUUUGGUGGAUACAUGUCAGAUGUGAUAGCUGCAGUCGACCAGGCCGUAGAAGAUGGUGUUGAUGUUAUAAGUCUUUCCAUGGCACCUACUUCGGUUUCAUCUGGUCCUGCAUCUUUCCUCAACUUGCUUGAGACACAGCUGCUCCUUGCCACCAAGGCUGGAGUCUCAGUUAUUCAGGCAGCUGGCAACGGAGGCCCUGAUGUCAGCUCAAUAGUUUCAUUCAGCCCAUGGAUAACAAGUGUCGCGGCUUCGACAACAGACCGGAAGUAUAACAAAUCAAUCAUCACUGGAAGUGGGCUGGCCCUCUCUUGCGGCGGCCUUUCCCCACCAACACCAGGCGAAACAAUGUACCCACUAGCAUUGGCUGACGAUGUGAGCAUCGCCAAUACGACUGACGGGUCUAACGGUUGCCAAGAUCCAAAGGUCUUCAUAAGAUCUCUUGUUCAGGGGAAGUUGGACACCUUCGCCGGCAUGAUAGAUACGAUUCAGAAAAUCGGAGCUGCCGGAGUGGUCAUCACUGAUCGUUAUACGGGUGACAUCGACUAUGACUACCAGCCCAUAUUCCCUACAACGCUACCCUCGGCUAUGGUUCUGAACGGAGUAGACAUGAUGAACCUGAUGGAGUACUAUGGCAACAACACGGCUCGAGACAACGACGGAGGCGUCAUCACGUUCGGAGCGACCGUCCGGAUUCUGGAGGGACGGCGUGCGAGCUACAGCGGGGAGCGGCCCGAGGUCGCCGACUACUCGUCGAGGGGACCCAACAUCGAGAACGCGGCAAUGGAGCUGGCGGACGUUCUGAAACCGAACGUCAUGGCGCCGGGCCACCACAUCUGGGGAGCGUGGAGCCCGACGAGCAACGCACUGCCAGAGAUCCAGGGCGAGAAUUUCGCCAUUCUUUCCGGCACGAGCAUGUCCACCCCUCACGUCGCCGGGGUGGUGGCGUUGAUCAAGCAGCGGCACCCCAGGUGGAGCCCCGCCAUGAUCAUGUCGGCGAUCAUGACGACGGCCGACGUGACGGACCGGUCCGGGAGGCCGCUGAUGGCGCGGCGGGACGUGGGCGCCAUGGUGGCGGCGACGCCGUUCGACAUGGGGGCCGGCGCCAUCAACGUGGCGCGCGCGCUGGACCCGGGACUGGUGCUCGACGUCACGUACAGGGAGUACCUGCAGUUCCUGUGCGCGGUGCCCGGCGUGGACGAUGCCGCGGUGCGGCGGGCCGUGGGGGCGUCCUGCCCGUCGACGCGGGCGCGGUGGUGCACGGACCUGAACACGCCGAGCGUGACGGUGGCGAGCCUGGUGGGGUCGAGGCGGGUGGAGCGGAGGGUGUACAGCGUGGGCGGCGAGAACGAGACGUACAUGGCGUACGUGCGCGCUCCCGACGGCGUGGCGGUGCGCGUGUCGCCCGACGAGUUCACCAUCGCCCCCGGCGAGGCGGCGGUACUGCGGAUCGUGCUCAACACCACCGCGCCCGGGAACGCCUUCAGCUUCGGCGAGGUGGUGCUCAGGGGCGACAAGAAGCACAGCGUCAGGAUCCCCCUCGCCGUCUACCCCGCCGCCGUGCUGAGUCCAUGA